This is a messenger RNA of Amaranthus tricolor (Joseph's coat), 597 nucleotides long. Its product is annotated as VQ motif-containing protein 25-like. The record is from RefSeq and is a predicted model, not a curated record. Gene Ontology annotation, cellular component: nucleus. The coding region runs from base 40 to 597 and encodes 185 amino acids. Lineage: Eukaryota; Viridiplantae; Streptophyta; Magnoliopsida; Caryophyllales; Amaranthaceae. The transcript has a single exon.
UCUCUUGCUUCUUCCACUUUCUCUCUCUAUCUCUAGAAAAUGACUCAUUUGUUCAACAGACAAAGUACAAUGAUAAACCCAACAACAUCCUUAAGCAUGCAUAAAGAUUCACGUGUGAUCUCCAAAACCCAGCAGCCAAAGAUCCGAAUAAUUCAUAUUUUUGCGCCGGAAAUUAUAAAAACCGACGUCGCGAAUUUCCGGGAGCUUGUUCAACGGUUAACCGGAAAUUCUUCAUCGGAGAAAGACGCCGGAAGGAAGCGGAGAAUCAAGGGGAAGGGUAAAAUGGUCAAAGAGACGACGGAGAUGAUGGCGGCGGAUGAUGGUUGUAGGGCUGGGAUUGGGUGUGAUAAGCUUAUGGUGAACCCUAAGUUGGAAUGUAUGAUGGGGAGUGGAUCAUAUUCAUCACCAUCAUCAUCAUCUGAUCAUCAUCAACAACAUGAUGGAGGAUGGAGAUCAACGGCUGGUGAUCAUAAUAUAUCAUCUGGUGGGUUUCUUAAUGGGUUUAAUGAUUUAGAUAAUUAUAGUUUUGACUUUAAUAGUAUGUUUCAUAAUUUGGGGAAUAAUGAUGGAUCUACUCAACCUUUAUUUUCAGGGUAA